AUGAGCAUCUCAAACGACACGAUCGAUCUCACACGAAAGAAAAGCCCUAUGCGUGCGCGAAAUGUGACAGCGCAUUUACAAGACAGUAUUCGGCCCGGUGUCUUGUGGUCUGUAACAUUGGCACAUGCUCCACCCGUGACAGAUCAGCAGGAGUCGCAGCAAGCGCCUCAUGCCACCGCUGCUGCUCCAGCCAGGCCAAACACGCCCGGAGGUAGAGAGCAACUACCUUUGACUGCACAACUCCCAUACAAUGCCGCUGUCGCUCCACCCACAGGAGACCGGCCUUUGUGUGCACCACCAUUCCACAGCGUUGACUCUGCAAUGGCUUCAAAUGGUGACCUGCUUGACUUUGAGGUCUUCGACAUUGCCACGAAGGAUUCGACGGCAGUCCCAGACCUUGACCUGUCCGCCCAGCUAGGCGACCCUGAAGCCACGAACCAGAUCUUCUCCCAAGAUUUCGACCAGAUCAUGAGCAUGCCUUACGAUUUCAUCUAUCCGCUACCGCAGAUAGACCUAGGCAUGCCCGACGCGAGGAAAUCUAAUAUCCAGCCGGGGCGUCAACUUGAUGUCGGAUCAGGACUUUCGAGGUUUGGAUCUCGAUUGCCUUCCCUCGAACCGAUCAGUGGCAGGACGUCAUCGGACUCGCAUAUUCAGCAUAAUCAGACAGAGCAGCCCAUGUCGGGUACCGCGGAUGACAUGCCAUCCCCGGACCUCAAAUUGACCUUUGCGGCGCACCCGAAACUACAAGUUACAAACAAAUGUCGGGAACGAAUAUUGUCAGAGAUGGUGGCAUUCGCAGCCGUGCUUCCUCCACAACUGGUUCUGCCCACAAAACACGCGCUUGGUCGAUUUAUGGCAGCAUAUACCAUGGGCUAUUACGACCACAACCCAGUCAUCCACCUUCCAACACUCGAUCUUGAGCAAGUUGCACUGGAGCUUUUUCUCGCAUUAGCAUCUAUCGGAGCGCGCUAUUGCCGCGAAGAACGUAAAAGCGACGAGCUCUUCCAGGCAGCAAAGGUAGUAAUAUUCGAGCGCCUGAAGUCCAACGACAGCAGCUACACCGAAACGCACGACGGAGGUCAUCUGAGUCUUCCAACGGAGAGUCAUGUCACCGUUGGUGACAGACGGCUUACGGAUCAGGCUCGAAUUCAAGUAACACAAGCUCUCAUAACCCUUGUGGGAGCUUCAACGUGGUUCAGCACAAAGAUUUCUGCUCGUGCUAGAGACACUGCCACCCUUCGAACUUUGCUGGGUGUGGUAAUCAGCGAAUUCAGCACUAAGCCGCUUGUUGGGCAACCUGGAACUGAAUGGGAACAUUGGAUCAAGCAGGAAACGCUGAAACGGAUACAAUUACACUCCUUUUGCCUGUCGAAUAUUCAAACCAUUGCCUACAAUACCACUCCAACCCUGAUCUGGUCGUCCGUCGACCUCCCACUUCCUUGCUCCGAGCGCCGAUGGCGAGCGAGGGAUGAGGCCGGCUGGAAACAGGCUGGAGAUCACGGGGAUGGUGUCGAACCUACUUUGAAGGAAAUGCUUCAUCGUUUGUUUCAAGACGGAGAGGACACCUCGUUCUGUUUCACGUCACUUGGCGGAUACGUCCUCAUUCAUGCAAUCCUUCAACACAUCUGGCUUCUGUAUCAGUCUGCUCGAAUACGCCCAGGACCUCCCAUACUGCAACCUUCGGACUGUAAAAUGAUCGGGGAAGCCCUUCGUCGAUGGUGUAUCGGGUGGGAACAAGAUAAAGAGUCAUCCAUGGACCCUAUUAGUCCAAAUGGGCCACUGGCAUUCACAUCUACGGCUCUGCUACGGUUGGCCUACAUUCAAAUCAGUGUCAGCGCCAAGCUAACACCUGUGCUGAGUGUGUGGAACUCCACAGAGAUCGCGCGACUCCUUAGUUACGCUCCACCUCUACAGCGGAAUGAUAGUGUUACCAGGGCUGUCCUUCACUGUGCACAUGCGCUCAGCAUACCCGCCAAGCUCGGCAUUGAAUUUGUUGCUCAUAACAUGUCCUUUUUCUGGUCAAACCAGCAUGCGCUUUGUGCUUUGGAAUCUGCUAUGCUGUUAUCGAGAUGGCUGGAAGCUGUGACAGUCAUGAACCCACAACCACCACUGACAAAUGGCGAGGUUCAACUCCUCCAGUUUGUGAAGGAGGUUGUUGCCGAGACUGAACAUGGUUGCGCCGUUGACAGUGUCAGUGGGACCAACGUGCGGCUCAAUUCGGUUGUGGUGCGAGUGUGGUCAAAAAUCUUUCGUGCCGGUAGCGUGUGGGAAUUUGUGGAUCUGGUAGGAGACUCUUUAGAAGAAUACGCUGACCUGCUUGAGGGUCAGUAG
Messenger RNA from Fonsecaea multimorphosa CBS 102226, 2331 nucleotides. RefSeq lists its product as uncharacterized. NCBI's taxonomy places the organism in Eukaryota, Fungi, Ascomycota, Eurotiomycetes, Chaetothyriales, Herpotrichiellaceae. The transcript is spliced from 3 exons. Gene Ontology annotation, biological process: regulation of transcription by RNA polymerase II; DNA-templated transcription. Gene Ontology annotation, cellular component: chromatin. The coding region runs from base 1 to 2331 and encodes 776 amino acids. Gene Ontology annotation, molecular function: RNA polymerase II cis-regulatory region sequence-specific DNA binding; zinc ion binding; DNA-binding transcription factor activity, RNA polymerase II-specific. The record is from RefSeq and is a predicted model, not a curated record.